Messenger RNA from Trichomycterus rosablanca, 1218 nucleotides. RefSeq names its product heparan sulfate 6-O-sulfotransferase 3b (gene hs6st3b). The transcript has 2 exons. Lineage: Eukaryota; Metazoa; Chordata; Actinopteri; Siluriformes; Trichomycteridae. Gene Ontology annotation, cellular component: membrane. The coding region runs from base 4 to 1218 and encodes 404 amino acids. Gene Ontology annotation, molecular function: heparan sulfate 6-sulfotransferase activity. The record is from RefSeq and is a predicted model, not a curated record.
AGCAUGAACGAGAAACCGAAUAAAGUGGUGCUGAUCCCGGUCCUGGCUGUACUCUUUGUAAUGAUAGGUUAUCAGUACAUCUGCCCUGCGGGAAGCCAGUCGUGCCACUUUGGGAGCGGGGCAGAACCGCGAGCGCGACAUGCGUUUGUUAGCGCUCCACCGCACGCGCAAUACGAAGCGCCGAAAGCGUCCAAGUUUAACUUCAGCGAACGCGACCAGGCUCGCCGGGUGAACUUCGACAUGAAAGGGGAUGAUGUGCUGGUGUUCCUGCACAUUCAGAAGACCGGCGGCACCACGUUCGGUCGGCACCUGGUGCGCAACAUGCGCUUGGAGCGGCCGUGUGAUUGCCAGGCUGGGCAGAAAAAGUGCGCGUGCAGGCGUCCCGGCAGAGAUGAGUCAUGGCUUUUCUCGCGCUUCUCUACCGGCUGGAGCUGCGGACUGCACGCGGACUGGACCGAGCUCACCAACUGUGUACCAGCCGUCAUGGAGAGGAAGCGCGCUCCCAAACGCAAAAAGAACUUCUACUACAUCACCAUGCUACGUGAUCCAGUGUCACGCUACCUGAGCGAGUGGAAGCACGUGCAGCGUGGUGCCACCUGGAAGACGUCACUGCACAUGUGCGACGGACGUGCACCGACACCGGCCGAGCUGCCCACGUGCUACACCGGUGACGACUGGUCAGGCGUGACCCUUGCCGAGUUCAUGGCAUGCCCCCACAAUCUAGCCAACAACCGGCAGGUGCGCAUGCUGGCCGACCUAAGCCUGGUCGGUUGCUACAACCUGUCAUCUAUGGGUGAGCAGGAGCGUGGAGCCAUUCUGCUCGCUAGUGCCAUGACCAACCUGAAGAACAUGGCCUUUUAUGGCCUGACCGAGUUCCAACGCAAGACGCAGUACCUGUUUGAGCGCACGUUUCGCCUACGCUUCAUUUCCGCAUUUACACAGCUUAACACCACACGUGCUGCCAGCGUGGAGUUGCACCAGGACGUGCGCCACCAAAUUGAGAAACUUAACUUCAUGGAUGUUCAGCUUUAUGAGUUUGCCAAGGAGUUAUUCUUACAGCGUGUGCAGUUUGCACACCAACAAGAAAGGAUGGAGCGACGCGAGGAGCGCCGCACACAACGUGAGCAGAAGGUCCUUCAGAGUAAAAAGCAAUCUGAAGAAAACCAACCACAGGUGGCCACCACUGAGGACUAUGCCAGUCAGGUUGCCCGCUGGUGA